AUGAGCAGAUUGCUGGUGCUCCUCAAAAACACUAGAGGGAUUCGAACUUGCAGAUCAACAACAGACUGGUCUGCCACAAGUUUACCUGCACCACCACACAGUCUUAGCCCAGUGCUAGGAGCGCAAGAUGUAAUAGUAGUACCGAGGAGAAACUAUCUGGCAUGUUCUUCACUCCAGGCGGUACGAAGCCACAAUGCAUCUUUUCAUACAUCUUCUGUUGCAACUGUUGAAGCAAAGAAGUGGAGCUACAUACAUGGACCGUCUUCAGUUCCUCUGCUGGGGACUACCAUUGGAAAGCGUCUUCAGGAGAAAGUCGAAGCACAUCCAGACAAGACAGCUGUCAUUUUUUUCAAAGAUGGUAUCACCUUGACAUUUGCAGAUCUGCUAGAAAAGGUGGAUAAGCUGGCAGCCGGAUUAUUGUCUCUGGGAGUUGGCAAGGGAGACAGGGUUGGGAUAUGGGGACCAAACACGUUGGAGUGGUUUUUAACACAGUAUGCGGCCGCAAGAGCUGGAAAUAUUCUGGUCAACAUCAACCCCUCGUACCGUUCAAAUGAGUUAGAGUUUGCACUAAGAAGGUCAGGAUGCAAGCUUCUCGUAGCUUCCACUGGGUUCAAAGAUUUGAAUUACUUUAACAUGUUGAGUGAAAUCAUACCAGGACUCAAACAGCUUCCUUCUGGGGCAAGCAUCAAAUCAGAGAAAUUGCCAGCUUUGAAGUACAUAUUGUUGAUGGGCUCUGACACGAAUCCAGGUACUUUGCGCUUUGAGGAUGUCUUGGAGUCAUCUACUCCAUCAAACAGACAGGCUGUUUUUGACCUUCAAGAUCAGCUGCAGUUUGAUGAUCCAAUCAACAUUCAGUUUACAUCAGGCACAACUGGAUCACCAAAGGGUGCCACUUUAUCGCAUCACAACAUCGUCAACAACAGCUACUUUGUGGGGCUCCGCUGUGGCUACCAUGAGCAUAAAGCGGUGAUUUGUGCUCCGGUACCACUGUAUCACUGUUUUGGGAUGGUCAUGGCCUCACUACAGAUGAUUACCCAUGGUGCCACAGUGGUGUGGCCUUCACCUAUAUUUGAUCCUGUGUAUGUUCUAAAGGCAGUGGAAGCGCACAGAUGCACUUCUUUGUAUGGGGUUCCUACAAUGUUCAUUGAUAUACUCAACCAUCCACUGUGUUCGAAGACCGACACUUCCUCCCUGAUCACUGGCAUCAUGGCUGGCUCUCCUUGUCCAGUUGAAACAGUCAAAGCUGUUCUGCAGCAAAUGAAUAUGCAUAAAUUUACAGUUUGCUACGGAUCCACAGAGACAAGUCCAGUGUCUUUUCAAUCAACAGGCACAUGUGCGCUAGAAAAGAGGGUGUCAACUGUAGGAACAGUUCUGGAUCAUGUUGAGGUGAUGUGUUCAUUCACAGAAUAA
This is a messenger RNA of Candidula unifasciata, 1410 nucleotides long. NCBI's taxonomy places the organism in Eukaryota, Metazoa, Mollusca, Gastropoda, Stylommatophora, Geomitridae. The record is from the annotation of a GenBank genome assembly.